GAAAAAGAUUACUCGUGACGCGUCGUCAACUUCUUUCCACCUCUCUAUUGUUAAUGAUAUCACCUCCUCCACCUCCAUGGGCGGGAAGAGCAUGAUCAUCCCUGCCAUCCAUAAGUUUCUGGUGAGCAUAACCGCUCUCUUUCUCGUCGCCUUCUUCUCACUCCAUCUCUCUCGCCACCAUGUCUUAUUCACCGGCCAUCUCGAUUUUCCUAAUAUUCCCACCUCAAACCUCACCGCCGCCAUCACCCUCCAAUACAACAACGCCGUCGCCGAUGAUGAAUCACAACCCAUGCUCCGCAACGUCUCCUCAUUGCUUCAUCACCACUCCGUUCUUCUACCCGACUGGGAGGUUUUGCUCAUCGUUCCAGCCAAUAACGAAAGCUUUGAUUUUUUUGCAGAUUACGUUUGUCUAUUCCAGAAUAACGCCACCUCGCCGGUCACCUUAUCCGGACCAUUGUCGACCGAUCGAUUUGCUUUCAAGUGCACUAUGCCUAAUAGCGUUCGACGUCUCCGUCCGUUCCUUCAGCCUGUUAUGACCAAGCGCUUGGAGAAGGAGGCGACGCAGCUUGUUCAAAUGCCAGAGCUCUAUAGAUGGAAUUUUCUCGUUUACGAAUCGUUUUCCACGGAAAAUGAUGUCGUUUUAUUCGCUAAAGGGCUUAAUAAUCGACAAGGGAUCAACCGUUCGCCGAGCGAGUUCAAUUGCGUGUUUUAUCACGACUCCGCCAAAAUCGUCGCCGUUAAAACCUCCAUCACGAGCUCCGCACAAGAGGUUUUCAGAUGCCCUCACCCGAACAUAACGGCGCCGUUUAUCUCUAACGACGACGACGACGACGACGACGAAGACGGAGAACAAAAAAUCAAAGUCUCUAUUGAAAUCAUCAGCGAGAAUAAUUUGGUGGUUCCGUCCGUAACGUAUUACGAGCCACGUCAGAUGCCACAGUCAAAGUCAAAGUCUCACUUGUGCGCGUCCACCAUGGUCUACAACGCAGGUAAGUUCUUGAAAGAGUGGGUUAUGUACCAUUCGAAAAUCGGAGUCGACAAGUUUAUAUUAUACGACAACGACAGUAGCGACGAUAUUAAAAAUGUCGUUCAAGAGUUAAACGACGAAGGAUUCGACGUAACGACAAUAUUCUGGGUUUGGCCUAAAACUCAAGAAGCAGGGUUCUCCCACAGCGCGGUCCACAGUAAGGAUUCGUGCACUUGGAUGAUAUAUGUUGAUGUAGAUGAAUUCAUUUACUCCCCAUCAUGGAUUGAUUCCUCAAAACCAUCAAAAUGGAUGUUAAAGUCCCUACUCCCACCACUCUUACCAACUGAUCAAUCUAGUGACAUUGGUCAAAUCUCCAUAAGAUGUAACGAAUUUAGUCCUUCUAGUCAACGGUCCCACCCAAUAGAAGGUGUGACUCAAGGGUACACGUGUCGAAGAAAUGUGGAGCAAAGACACAAGUCUAUUGUGCUACUGGAUGCAGUGGAUCCAUCGUUGCUCAAUGCAAUUCACCAUUUUCGGAUGAACGAUCAGUACAAGACGGUGACAUUGAGCCUCGACAGAGCGGUGGUCAACCACUACAAGUACCAAGCUUGGAGUGAGUUUCAGAACAAGUUUCGAAGAAGGGUUUCAACCUAUGUCGUUGAUUGGAAGGAGAAGGCUAAUCUAGGCUCCAAUGAUCGAACACCUGGGUUAGGGUUCGAGGCCGUGGAGCCUGAAGAUUGGAACCAAAAGUUUUGUGAGGUUAGGGACGAAAGGUUGAAGAUGGUUAUUCGGAAAUGGUUUGGAUCUCGAACAUCAUAUGGAUAUAAAUUGGCUUGGCAAACGUGAAACUAUGUGAUGAUUAUUUUUAGGUAGGAAUUUUUUUUUUUGACAUUAUUUAAAAAAAAUUGAAUUAGGAUUAGAAAAUUGGAAAGGUUGAAAUGGGGUUUUUGAUUGCUUGUAUGGGUUGGUUGGUAUAUUAUAUGGUGGGAAGUAGUGAAGGUAGGGAAUCAGGAUUCUUAAUAUUUUUAUAAUUUAUUCUUUCUUUUGUGCAAGUAAUUAACUUCUUCUUCUUCUUAUUAUUAUUAUAAAAAGAAAACUACUCUAUCGAGAUGUGUCGAAAAAUGCCCCAAAAUUUAAGAUGGAACCGCAUAAAAUGUAGCAUAAUUUUGAAAAUAAGACAGCUAUUUU
This is a messenger RNA of Humulus lupulus (European hop), 2155 nucleotides long. RefSeq names its product glycosyltransferase family 92 protein Os08g0121900-like. Lineage: Eukaryota; Viridiplantae; Streptophyta; Magnoliopsida; Rosales; Cannabaceae. The transcript has a single exon. The record is from RefSeq and is a predicted model, not a curated record. The coding region runs from base 77 to 1813 and encodes 578 amino acids.